AUGGCUGCCGACGAGCCGCUCGCAGAUGUUCGUAGGAGCAGCGUCGCUGCCAAUCCGGAUGAGAGAGUCCCCAGCGGUGUGGCAGAACCCCGGGAGGGCGACAGCUCGCGGCUUCGCUACGCACCUCCAUUACCCCAGCCCGAGCUCUCGAGAAGCGCAUCGGAAAGCGAGCAAGCUACGGCGCAAACAGCGGAUGAGCCUUUGGGCGAUGGGUCGUCAGUCAACCCCGAUCGCCGCGAUUAUGCCGCCGACCUUCAUGAGGUUCUCAACGCGCCAUCCGACGCCGACGCCGCGGCCCUCAAGCACAAGCACCACGAGCGCUACGGCGAAGACCCCGUUUGGACUGCUCUUCUUCAAGAGACGCGAGACACUUUGCGGCUGGAUAUUCGCAUCAAGGAGUUGCAGCUGCGAUAUCUGCGGCAAGAGCUGUUGGAGACGAAUGAGAUCAUGCGUGAAGAGUUUUCCGAAGAGCCUCAGGACCGGCAGUAG
Molecule: messenger RNA, 489 nt
Organism: Peniophora sp. CBMAI 1063
Lineage: Eukaryota; Fungi; Basidiomycota; Agaricomycetes; Russulales; Peniophoraceae
Source: the annotation of a GenBank genome assembly